AUUUUUUAUAGACACACCACAAUCACAACAACAUCAUCAACACAACACAAGAAGAAAAAAGAGAAAGAAAAACAAAAAACCGAAAGAAGUUAAUUUAGCGUGAAAAUGGAAAACCAAACUUCAUCAUCAUCAUCGAUGCAGUUUCUCAUCCUUGAACAAGUUCAAUUCGUGAAAGUGAAUGAUGAUUCUCUUCUUCAAUGGGAACUUGUUGAUGUUGUUGACGCUGAAGAACAAUCAGAAGAAGAAGAAAGGGUUGAUGAUGAUGGUGAUUCUUUCAUUUCUUGGUCAGAUUCUUCUAGAAUCGGUGACCCGAUUGAACUAUUAACCCAUCGCCGUAUUCAUCUCGAUGACCCAGUUGAAAAUCACCAUCAUCACCAUGUUGGGUACAGUGAAGAACAAGUUAACCAUGAUGAUGAUGAUGAUGAUGAUGAUGAAAGUGAAGAUGAUGGUGAUGAUGAUUUGGAUGAUGAGCUUGUUCCAUGGGAUAUAGGGAACAAGUUAGGGAGACAAAGAAUGAGGAAAUUGGGUAAAAGGGUUUCUUCAAAAAUGAAUAAUUCGAAGAGGUCUCCUAUUCUUUUUGUGAGGCCUGGCUGUGUUCGUGGUAAACAUGGGAUGGGGCUUAAACACUGUUUUUAAGUUCUAAUUAGGGAUGUUAAUUUGGGUUGGUUGGUUAGUUUAACUGUUAGGGUUUGUUGAAAUUUAAUCAAAUGUGGAUUUGAUGAUGUAUUGAUCACUUUGUUGUAUGUGGUCACUAUCUUGCAAUUGAAAAUUGAAUGUUGUAUAUGUUAAUGUUAAUGAAAAUUUCUUUCUUUUCGAGAGAACCA
Medicago truncatula (barrel medic) is the source of this 824-nucleotide messenger RNA. RefSeq names its product ciliogenesis-associated TTC17-interacting protein. The transcript has a single exon. The record is from RefSeq and is a predicted model, not a curated record. NCBI's taxonomy places the organism in Eukaryota, Viridiplantae, Streptophyta, Magnoliopsida, Fabales, Fabaceae. The coding region runs from base 106 to 636 and encodes 176 amino acids.